Messenger RNA from Harmonia axyridis, 783 nucleotides. RefSeq lists its product as uncharacterized. The transcript has 2 exons. The record is from RefSeq and is a predicted model, not a curated record. Bases 96 to 728 code for a protein of 210 amino acids. NCBI's taxonomy places the organism in Eukaryota, Metazoa, Arthropoda, Insecta, Coleoptera, Coccinellidae.
UGGCAGGAAUUCAUAGAGUAAAUUCCACAACCUCAAAAUUAACGUCAAAUCAAAUAUUUGUUAUUUAAAAACUAAAUUCUAAGUUGCACGACACCAUGACUCAUCAGAACAAGGACAAAAAUGUGAGGAUACUGGCCACUCCAUCGAUUUUGAAUAAGACCAAUCCAGAAAUAUUUUCAACCAAGCCGAGACCUGGAGGUCUGAUAGUGAGCCUCGAUAGAGAUGGUAUAGAACGUGGAGACCACUCUGGAUUGAGCGAUAUCGAUGUAACCUUGGACCUCUACAAGUCUACAUCUAGAGAAUACCGCCUCACAGCAGCUCUUGAAGAGAGUAACUGGUCGUUUGAAGAUUCAGAUGCAGAGGAAGACUCCUUGGCAGCACCUGAUCCUCUGAGUGACUGUUUGGACAUGUUGGCAGUCACCAUAAGCACCGUUAUGUUUUUAGCUGCUGACGCUGCAAAUGAAUUGAGCAGAGAGCAAUUGAACUGGACCAUACAGUACCUGAAAUGCAUCGAAGAUGAGUUCGGUAAUGUCCCACCGAACGCUAGGGGCAUACUGAACCACUUGAAACAUCUGUACAACGAUGAUUUGGACCAGUUUGCUGACAAACCAAUACGCGUUGACGAACAUGGAAGAGUUUUGGAUGAUGUUGAUAUGAACAAAACGGAAAGGACUACUACCAAAGUGACGCAUGAGAAUGAAGAAGAAGCUCCUCCUGCUGAGGAAUGAUUAUGGGUUGUAGCCAUGUUGUAUAUCUUUUGUUUAAUACCACAACUUUUCAUAA